UCAUCUUAUCGUGUAAACACAGCACUGCGCAGAACUAAGAUUGCUGUUAUCGAUAAGUUUCGCACGUUUUGUAUGGAAAGCAGACAAUAGAUGUCAAAUUAUUUGUUUUGUUUUCAUUCGCCUUUCUUAGAAAAGUAAAUUGAACAUCAGUUUUGAAUUUAUAACAAAAUGUAUAAAAAGAAAUCAGUUAAAAGUAUAUAUAAACCACCACCGACUGUUUCCGGAUCAAAACCCACAAUUAGCGAAAAUGAUAUGCAAUUUGAACUUGAGUUAUGUUGGUGUGUACAACAACUGGAAACCGCUAUAUAUUCAGGCAAAUUAAAUGGAAAGAUUGCUGAGGAUACAGUUAAAAAUAUAAAAAUUCUUAAAAGUACUACAGCACCUUUAAUAAAAAAACGACAGGUUAUGAAAGCUGCUUUAGGUGACUACAGAUCGACGAUGAAAGCAGAAGAAAAAAAAUUAUCUUUGGCUCCCAAGCAAGUGAAAUUUACAAAUGCUACAGAUGUGAAUAAAAAGUCUAGUUUUGUCAAAAAAUCAGCAUUAAUGACAUCGGGAAAAGACUUUCGUUUUAAUUUUGAUGAACAAACUGAAGUAAAUAAUACGACAGAUCAAUCUUCUGAAAAUAUGCCUGAUGUAGUCGCUAACAAAGACUUAAAACUAAAUUUAGGAUCCGAAUUUAAAUUUAAUUUUGUAGUGGAUGAAACGAGUGAAGAUUUAACUUUAAAAAAUUUAGCAAUAAAAAAUUGA
Molecule: messenger RNA, 747 nt
Organism: Teleopsis dalmanni
Lineage: Eukaryota; Metazoa; Arthropoda; Insecta; Diptera; Diopsidae
Product: UPF0488 protein CG14286
Exons: 3
Coding region: 169-747 (192 amino acids)
Source: RefSeq, a predicted model, not a curated record